CGAGUCUUGUGUAUGUUUUAUGUAGUCUUACCAACCACUUAAAUAGCAAAGCCUGUGCAUCAGACUUUUUUUUACGUCAUUUGCCUUGUUGUGUGUGGAGAAAAUGUGUCGCGAAACCAAAUCGUUAAGAUGUACUUUCACGGCACAGUUGUUAACGUCUCUGCUUGCUCACAUGUUCCGGAGAUCAACGGCAUGCAGACGCUGCUCGGAGGCUUCCUGGUUCUGGUCGUCUUCACGGGUGCCUCUGACGCGGACUUGAUCUUUGAAAACUGGCCGGUCGGAUUCACGUGCAACACGAGCGCCCAGUGCCGGAGCCUGUUCCCGGGGAGCCACUGUGCCUACAAUGGCUGCCUCUGCAUCAAGGGGCACUACUACGACUGGAAGAAGAUCGCCUGCGUGCCACGCCUGCUGCUGGGGGAGGCGUGUUCCAACGACAUCGAAUGCAGCUCGCUGCUCAUGUGCAACGGCAACAAAUGCGUCUGCAUGCCCGGCUACAAGCAGGUCAAGGACUGGUGCGAACCGCUUCAAAAACGGGAGGUGAGCUUCGAGGGCUGCAGCCUGCCAUCCAAGCCAACCAGCAGUCAGAGGGACAAGUUUCUGGAGGCAAACGUUGCGAUACCUCCUCUGCAUCAAGUUGCCGCUUUUUGA
Ixodes scapularis (black-legged tick) is the source of this 648-nucleotide messenger RNA. RefSeq lists its product as uncharacterized. Lineage: Eukaryota; Metazoa; Arthropoda; Arachnida; Ixodida; Ixodidae. The record is from RefSeq and is a predicted model, not a curated record.